CACAUAUGGAUCAUUUAAAAGACGGAUGGUUUAGCGAACUGAGCGAGCUGUGGCCCGGACAAUGCAUGUCUCUUCAAGUGGAGAAAGUCCUUUUCCAUGAAAAGUCAAAAUAUCAGGAUGUCUUGGUUUUUAAAAGUAAGACGUAUGGCAACGUCCUGGUCCUGGAUGGUGUGAUACAGGCUACAGAGAGAGACGAGUUUUCAUAUCAGGAAAUGCUUGCACAUUUACCUCUGUGUUGCCACCCAAAUCCAAAGAAAGUGUUGAUCAUCGGGGGUGGUGAUGGGGGAGUGGCCCGUGAGGUCCUGAAACACCCUGAGGUCGAGAGAGUUGACAUGUGUGAGAUCGAUGAGAAAGUUAUAGAAGUAAGUAAAGAAUAUUUACCUGAGAUGUCAAGCAGCUUUGCUAAUCCCCGCUUGAAUCUCCAUAUCCAUGAUGGCUUCGACUUCAUGGGCAAACACCAUGGAGAGUUUGAUGUCAUCAUCACUGACUCCAGCGAUCCUAUAGGCCCUGCAUCAUCACUGUUUGAGAAGUCCUACUAUGAACUGAUGAAGAAGGCCCUCAGACCAGUCGGCAUCUUAUGUAGUCAAGGAGAGUGUGUGUGGCUUCAUUUGGAUCUCAUCCGAAUAUGCUGGACUUUUUGUAAGACCAUCUACCCUGUCAGCUACAGUUAUACCCACCCGAUACCAACCUAUCCUAGUGGCCAGAUUGGCUUUGUGUUGUGCAGUCUGAACCCAGACCCAAUCAAUGCUUUGAGCCAAGAGCAGGGUGAGAAGCUGAAACUCAAGUAUUACAACACUCAAAUCCAUAAAGCAGCAUUUGUGCUCCCAGAGUUUGCAAGAAGA
This is a messenger RNA of Haliotis rubra (blacklip abalone), 842 nucleotides long. Its product is annotated as spermidine synthase-like. Gene Ontology annotation, molecular function: spermidine synthase activity. Gene Ontology annotation, cellular component: cytosol. NCBI's taxonomy places the organism in Eukaryota, Metazoa, Mollusca, Gastropoda, Lepetellida, Haliotidae. The record is from RefSeq and is a predicted model, not a curated record. Gene Ontology annotation, biological process: spermidine biosynthetic process.